Messenger RNA from Hippocampus zosterae (dwarf seahorse), 3850 nucleotides. RefSeq names its product peroxisomal biogenesis factor 1 (gene pex1). The record is from RefSeq and is a predicted model, not a curated record. Gene Ontology annotation, cellular component: cytosol; peroxisome; peroxisomal membrane. Gene Ontology annotation, biological process: protein import into peroxisome matrix. The coding region runs from base 124 to 3735 and encodes 1203 amino acids. NCBI's taxonomy places the organism in Eukaryota, Metazoa, Chordata, Actinopteri, Syngnathiformes, Syngnathidae. Gene Ontology annotation, molecular function: ATP hydrolysis activity; ATP binding. The transcript has 23 exons.
UCCGACCUUGAAGCCAAUCGCUGCCACAGCGCGACGAUGUGUAGUUGCUUACUCUCACAUGUAACCCGUGUAUACAGAUGUCCCUUGUGUGACGGUUUACGUGUCUGCAUUCACGCGUGAGACAUGUUCAGCGGCAUUCAGCCCGUGACAGUUGUUUUUAACAACGCGAAAAACUGCUUCCUCCAUGUGCCCGCCAAGUUAAUUUCCCAUCUGUCGCUGAAGGAGAACCAGGCCUUGGAGUUGUCCAGUUGUCGUGACGGCCCACCGGCGUUUCUCACCUGGACUCUGAGUCGCAGCUCCUCCGACUCAGAUGGCCAAUGCGUGGAGCUGUGCAGACAACUGGCAGAGAUGCUGGGCCUGCGGGACAGACAGGAGGGGUUCUUGACGGCAUGUCAGCAAGUGUCGUCGGUGCAUCGAGUGUUUGUGGAGCCGCUCUCGGCUGACGACUGGGAGCUCUUGGAGCUGCAUAGUGGCCCGCUCGAGCAGAAGCUUUUGCAUCAGAUCCGGGUGGUGUUCCCGGGUGCCGUUUUCCCCGUGUGGGUGAACAGCCACACAGUCAUCUACAUCUACAUUGCGUCCUUGUCACCUUCGGUGCCUUACGGACGCCUGGAACCCUUCACGGAGCUGGUGGUGACUCCCAAGAAGCAGGCCGGCCACCCCAAGGGGCUUCCCUACCCCCGUUUUGACUCAACAUCCGCACCUGCAGCCCCCUCUCAAGCCAUCUCCCCUCCGAGUCAGCAGUGGGGGGGAAUAGCGGACCUGAAAAGUCUGUUCGGCUACAUGACAAAAGGCACACGUGACCCACUUAAGGAGAUCCCAUCAGUCCCGGAGAUCCCCGCCGUGCUGGCCGACGCCCUCUACAGAGUUUGCGGCUCACCCCCUUCGUCUCUGGCCGCCGCCAGCUGCGUGGUGCCCGACGUGCUUCACGUCUUCCCCUUGGGACACGCCUCGAAUUACGACAUCGCGGACGCUCAGCCAGAGGUGACCUACGGGCUGCUGUCCAAAGUGCCUUCGCCCCCGGAGAGAGCCAGGGUGGAGAAGAAGAAGGAGAAUGCGGCAGGAGAUGGUGGAGCCGAGGCCAAAGGUCAGGAGGCCACGGUGGUGCGCUUGGUGUGCCACGGUGCUGAUAUGCAAAGACGACACACCGAGGGAAACAUCCACUGUGGUCGAGUUUGGAUUCCUCAAGUUUUGUCUGUCAGACUCGACAUCCCGCCACAUUCAGCAGUGAGAAUAAAGCCGGUGAAAUCAACCGUGAAAGUGGCAACCGCCAUUCAACUCCAGCCUCUAAAACCACUGACGGAGACGGAGGAGGCCGAGGAGGAGGCGAUCCAGACGGCCUUCCUUGACUGGCUGCACACUCAGACUCACCAACCUUUGGCGUGCUUGACGCCACGAGCCGGCUCCCUCCUCCUACACGCCACUAACGACAAGUUGGAGUUUGCUGUGUCGGUCUUGAGACCAGAACCAGAACCUGAGUGCGAUCCGCCAGACCAGCUGUUUCUGCUCUCACCGUCCGUUUUACAGAAGAAACACAUACAGGUAAUCCGAGACCCGGUGUCCGUACCAGCUGCUGAAGUGGACCCACCAAAACCAGAUCUUCCCUCUCUGGAUUCUCUCGGAGGUGUGGAGGAGCUGAGCAGAAAAAGUUUGGAGUUCAUCUCCUACAGUCUUCUGGCGACUCCGUUGGCCAGAGAGCUGCUGGGAAUCAUCGGACGGGGACUCAAAGGCGGAGCGCUGCUCAUCACCGGCGCCCAGGGCAGCGGAAAGAGCGCACUGUCUCGCGCCCUCUGCAGGAAGGCUGCAGAACAGCUGGACGCCCACGUGGAAGUGGUGGAGUGUAAAAAGUUACAAGGCAAAAGGGCAGAGACGAUUCGCCAGACCCUGCGGGAGGUUUUCACGCAGGCGGAAUGGAUGCAACCCUCCGUGGUCCUGCUGGACGACUUGGAUCACGUGAGCCGGGCGUCCGCCUCGCCCGAGCACGGCCACGGCCCCGAGGCGCUGCUGCACCUGCACGUCGCGCAAAGCUUGCGGGACGUUGUGAAAGAUGCGAUGGACCAUGACGCUCUGAUGUGUUUGAUGGUGACCAGUGAGAGCAAACGCUCGUUACACGAGACGCUCACGCACGUGCAAGGAACGCACUUCUUCCAGGCCUUCGCGGACAUACGACCACCCGACCAGGCUCAGAGAGCAGACAUCCUUUUUCGCGCGAUCCAAACAAUGUGUGGCCCGUCGACGCCGGACUCGGUGAACUUGGACCUGGCCGCCGUUGCUAAGGAGACAGAGGGCUACCUACCUCAAGAUUUGCUGCUGUUGCUGGAGCGAGCCCUCCACGCCAACGCCGCACGCCAACAACAAGACGACAGCACCGACGUGCAUUUGUCGCGGCUGGAUUUUGCCAAGGCUCUCGGGGACUUCACCCCGCCGUCCCGGUGGGGGGCGGACUUGCACAGUCCCACCGGAGGAGGGCUGGAGACGGUCGGGGGGCUGACGGAGGUGCGGCAACUGUUGAUGGACACCAUCUUGCUCCCCGUCAAGUACCCCGUCCUGUUCUCCAAGCUUCCCAUCCGGCAUCGCUCGGGAAUUCUGCUGUACGGAGCACCGGGCACGGGGAAGACGUUGCUGGCCCAGGCCAUCGCCAAAGACAGCGGCAUGAACUUCAUCAGCGUCAAGGGUCCGGAGCUUCUGAGUAAAUACAUCGGGGCAAGCGAGCAGGCGGUGCGAGCCGUCUUCGAGAGGGCCGAGGCAGCCAAGCCCUGCUUGGUCUUCUUUGACGAGUUUGACUCGUUGGCGCCAGUGCGGGGUCACGACAGCACCGGCGUAACUGACCGCGUCGUCAACCAGCUGCUCACUCAGCUGGAUGGCGUCGAGGGCCUGCAAGGCGUUUAUGUGCUGGCCGCCACCAGUCGCCCGGACCUCAUUGACCGUGCUCUGCUGCGUCCAGGCCGACUGGACAAGUCGCUGUACUGCCCACCUCCCGACGAGGAGGACCGCUUUGCCAUCCUGAAGAUCCUGAGCACUGGCAUCCCCUUGGCUCCCGACGUGGACCUGGAGGAGCUGGCGGCACGCACCCACGGCUUCACCGGCGCAGAUCUAAAAGCUCUGCUUUACAACGCCCAGCUGGAGGCGAUAAACGUCAGCCAGGAGACCACGUGCGACAUGAGCCUGUCCGCCAUGAGCUUCCCGAACACCAGCAGCGGUUCCGAUGAUCUGGCCGAUGACGUCAUGGGAGACGGCGGUGGCGUGAGCCCGGAGCCCGUCGACCUUCAAGUUUCAGACAAUCGCCAACAGCAAGAAACCGGCGGUGAUGCCUGGAGGCUCUACUUCGAUAGCUCCUCCGAGCCCCAAUCUGCUGAAGGAAAUCGUUUCUCCGGACAUGACAUGGAUAUUCUGACCACCGAGUCCAGUUUUUCGCUGCCCCUGCUCACCAUGCCUUCCAUCCGGAGCGGCUUCCAGGACCUAGACGACGAGCAGCUGCGGCACCUCCGGCAGGAGGUCGCGUGCAUCAAGCUCAACCACCGCAGGGCCAUGGGUGAGCGUGUGCGUAUCCAGUCCACCUCCAGCCAGCCGGCGGGUUUCUUGCUGCGUCGCUGCCACAUGCUCGCCGCGCUCGAUGUCACCAGGCCGUCACUUGGCAAGAACGACUGGAGCAGAUACGCAACUCUGUACGAAGCUUUUUCAGGAGGCAGAACCACCAUGCCAACAUUCCAAGCAGGACAACGCGUCACAUUAGCGUGACGACACACUAAGAGGCAAUUGUCAGUUAUAAUUUGUCUUUAAUUACCCCAAUUGUUGUACAUUUGUUUAUAAAACAUUAUUAAGAAUUUAAAUAAAUGUUGGGGACUUGAAAAAU